AUGGCGAACCUCCCAAAGCAGAUGAAGGCCCUCCGAUACGAGAAACCUGAGGAUUGGUCAAUCGUUCAGGUGCCGCUACCAGAACUCCGGGAGAACGAUGUUCUGGUCAAGGUUCGGGCUUGCGGUGUGUGUGGCACAGUAAAGCACAUCCACGAGGGAGAGUUCAUCGCGAAGUUCCCCCUGAUCCCCGGCCACGAGACCGUUGGUGUCGUCGCCGCUGUCGGACCUAAAGUCAAGGACUUCAAGGUCGGCGACCGGGUCGCCGCCGACAAUAGCGAGCUCUGCAAUGAGUGCUUCUACUGCCGCCGCGGAGAGCUUCUGCUCUGCGAGCACUUCGAGGCUCACGGUGUUACCAUGAACGGCGGCUUCGCCGAGUACUGCGCUUAUCCAGCUGGCAAGGUCUUCAAGAUCCACAACCUCACCGACGUCGAUGCGACCCUGCUGGAGCCCGCCUCCUGCGCCUGUCACGGCCUCGACAAGAUCCGCCCCCGCCUUGGCUCCAGCGUUCUCAUGUUCGGCGCCGGGCCCACCGGUCUUAUGCUCGCGCAGCUGUUGCGCCAAAACGGCGGUUGCAACGUCACCAUCGCCGCACCACAGGGUCUGAAGAUGGACCUUGCCCGCAGCCUCGACGCCGCGGACAACUACAUCGAGUUGUCCCGCAAAGAGCCCGCGGCCCAAUUUGCCCAGCUCAAGAAGGAUAACCCCUACGGCUUCGACGUUGUCGUUGAGGCCACUGGCUCCGUCAAGAUUCUCGAGGACGCCAUCAACUACGUCCGUCGCGGCGGCAAGCUCGUAGUCUAUGGUGUCUACUCCGACUCCGCCCGCGUUACCUGGCCCCCUUCCAAAAUCUUCGGCGACGAAAUCACCAUCCUCGGCUCCUUCUCCGAGACUUACAUGUUCCCCGCCACAAUCGACUACCUUGACUCCGGCAAGGUCAAGACCAAGGGCAUCGUCAACAAGGUUUUUAGACUGGAGCAGUUCGGCGAGGCUCUCGAGUCCAUCAGGAACAAGAGCGCCAUUAAGGCCGCCAUCGUCUUUGACGACGCUACCGGAGUGUAA
This is a messenger RNA of Colletotrichum truncatum, 1059 nucleotides long. Its product is annotated as l-threonine 3-dehydrogenase. The record is from RefSeq and is a predicted model, not a curated record. Lineage: Eukaryota; Fungi; Ascomycota; Sordariomycetes; Glomerellales; Glomerellaceae.